This is a messenger RNA of Paramecium pentaurelia, 154 nucleotides long. Lineage: Eukaryota; Ciliophora; Oligohymenophorea; Peniculida; Parameciidae. The record is from the annotation of a GenBank genome assembly.
AUGAUCCUAAUAACUCUAAAAUUUGCCAACCAGAGUGGCCAUAAAAUAUUCUUAUCAUUUAUUUUUCCAAUGAUCCAUGUUAAAAAAAUACUUAAUCAUAUAGUUUUUAUCAUUAAUGAAUCAGGAAAGGCAAAAGGCUAUGUUCAAAGAAUGA